Molecule: messenger RNA, 750 nt
Organism: Exophiala oligosperma
Lineage: Eukaryota; Fungi; Ascomycota; Eurotiomycetes; Chaetothyriales; Herpotrichiellaceae
Exons: 1
Coding region: 1-750 (249 amino acids)
Molecular function (GO): oxidoreductase activity, acting on the CH-OH group of donors, NAD or NADP as acceptor
Source: RefSeq, a predicted model, not a curated record
AUGGCCAUCACCCCUGAAACUCCCGUCGUGCUCAUCUCUGGUGCGAACCAAGGUAUUGGUCUGGCGGCCGCAAAGAUCCUCGCGGUCAAACACAAAUACCACGUCGUGAUCGGUUCUCGUAAUGUCGCCGCAGGAGAAGCCGCCGCAAAGACCAUUUCGUCUGAAGGUGGUUCAGCGAGUCGCGUCCAACUCGACUUGACAUCCGACGACACAAUCGCCACAACAGUCAAGUACAUCUCCGACACUUACGGUCGGCUGGACGUCCUGAUCAACAACGGCGGUGUACUUAUGGACGUCGACCACGCCUCCCACCUCAGCACCCGGGAACUAUUCACUCGUACCUUCAACACCAACGUCAUCGGCACCGCCUGUCUCACCGAAGCCUGUCUCCCUCUUUUAAGGAAAUCAUCAUCACACCCACGGAUCGUGUUCGUCUCUUCGACCAUGGGUUCCCUCAAAGUUGCCACCGACAAGGACGCCAUGUUUUAUUCCAUGGACUUCAAGGCAUACGACUCGAGUAAAGCCGCCUUCAACAUGCUGGCCUUGAAUUACGCCCGCAUGUUGAGUGACGUUGGUGGAUUGGUCAAUUGUGUCUGUCCGGGAGUCGUGCAGACAAACUUGACCUCGUACAACCAGGAAAACGGACACACUCCGGAAGUCGGUGCGAAGAGGAUCGUGGAACUCGCCACGCUUCCCAAGGGGGGUGAAACUGCGACUUUCUCGGACAUGAAUGGUCCUAUACCUUGGUAA